Molecule: messenger RNA, 3146 nt
Organism: Leguminivora glycinivorella
Lineage: Eukaryota; Metazoa; Arthropoda; Insecta; Lepidoptera; Tortricidae
Product: SANT and BTB domain regulator of class switch recombination
Source: RefSeq, a predicted model, not a curated record
UGUCAAAUUAUUUCAGUCUUCGACUUGAUAAUCCGGUUGUUUUUGUAAAUAUUGUAACAAAAUGUUUAUUUAUUGAUAAUAAUUUAAAUGCAGACACGACAUUUAGCAAUAAAACUACAAAAUUUAUUGAUAUAAAUAAUUCAAAAUCACAUGAUUCGCAGUAAUCAAAUUUCUUCAGAAAAACAUUUUUUUCGUUCAAAGUUCACUGUUUCUAGGUGGCUUGUUAGAUCAAUAUCAAAAACUGGAAUCUAUUGAGGAAAUUAAUUCAAAAAUUAACGAAAGAUGGCUAGCCCGAGCCCAGAAGGCGAUGCCACGUCAAUGUUUAUGGCCCGGAGAGAAAAGCAGGGUAGUCCUUUACCAGAAGAAAAUGCAAGGCGAAAAAGUAAAGAGCAACCCCCAGUAGAGAUUAUAACAGUGAAGGACUUCUUUGACUUUAUGAAGACAGCGUAUCAAGUUUACGAGCAUUUAGAAGGUGAUGACGAUGAAGGAACGAAGAUUGACUGGGAGGAAUUAACGAAAUUAACGGUUAUUAACCACGUUAUCGAACAGCAGGAACGCGACUUGCUGUUCCAAACUGCUUAUGCGGACCCCAAGCCCGUCACUAGCAAGAGCGACACAACUUUGGAAAAUAAGAAAUCGGAAAAUAAAAGUAUUGAGAAGCGAAUGAGUUGCAGUGAAAUUGAGCAAGGUGGAUCGAGAAGAAAGUCAUUUAUUUCUGAAGCUAAGGUAGAGAUGCUUGGAGUCUGGACUGAGGCAAAUCUCAAUUGUAAAUUAAACGAUGUUAUAAAUGAAGGCAUUUUGGAUUCAAUUUUGCCUUACUUAGUCGGCUAUAAGAAACCUACGAAAACUACUAGUGUGUAUACACCGAUUAUAAAGAAGCCCUUAUCAAGUACUAGCACUGAAGUUAAAAAGCCGGCAAGUUUUGGAAAUUUUGUAUGCGAAAAGGAAUCAAGGGAUCGUUUAGGAAGACGUAAAUCAUCAAUAAUAGCAUUACAAGAAAAGUUAAACCAGAAACAAGAAGGGGACGUGGAAAUCCAUGUUUGCGACGAAGUAAAAGGCCUGAAGAAAGACUUUAGGUGCUCGCAGAAGUUGUUGGUGUCUAAAAUGGGGUACUUUGCUGACGUCACGGCGGGGCAGCGAUUGGAGGAUAUGGACAUAUCGGUUCACUGCGAUAUACAGAUUUUCGAUUGGUUAAUGCGCUGGGUGAAACGGGAUUCGAUACUAGUAGCAGACUGGCCUCUCUUGGACCCCCACAAUGUCGUGCCAAUUCUAGUUUCUGCAUCUUUUCUACAGAUGGAGCCACUGCUACACGACUGUCUGAUCUACUGCCACGCACACAUGAGCGAGAUCGUCAAAACCUCCACCAACCUAGCCUGCCUCAGCGACGCUUUGCUCACCAGGUUGGCAGCAAUGUACACGAACGCAGAACUGGAAGCAAUCCGGGACCGGAAGGACAAGAUCCAGUCCCGGCUUUACUGCAAGAUGAUCCUGUCUCUAGCGGAGCCUGUGCCUGAGACGCUGCGGGGACAUUACGCCACUCUGGCCACGCUGUUUAAGUGUAGCAAAUGUAGUAAGCUGCUGGGACGCCACAUCGCCGAGCAAGUGCCGUGUCAGCCAUCAAACAUGCGCAUAGACCGACGGGGCAACGUCAUCUCUUCACACAUCAAAGAACCGUCAUGGAGCCUCAACGAGUACAUCACCUGGCUAUACGGGGAGCUGCGGUCUUGGCGCCGUGUCUAUUGGAGGCUAUGGGCAGACUGCCACUUCCUUCGCUGCCAACUAUGUGACAGCUACUUCCCUAAUUAUCAGAUGGAAUGGUGCUCUCACCACGAGCAAGGGCCUCAUAUGUUCUCGGUGGAGAACCGUCCGGCGCUGCCCGCCGGCCGGUAUCCAUGUUGUGGAGAACGCGCUUACCGGUUUGAGACUCUCACACGCAACACGGGUUGCCAAUUCCGCGAGCACGUCCCGGACGACCGUCUGCCCACGGACGCUUCCGUGAUAGAAAUCUACAACCAGUUCCGAGAGAUAAUCGCCAUGAAACCGCCUCAACUUAUGUUCCCCGAACGGUUGACCAGGCUGGUACCCAGAGAGUCCACGGAAGACAGCGCCGGCCGUCUCCAGUGCAAGGAGGUGUUCUGGUGGGAGGGCAUCCAGCUGGCCCCCCCGCGGCCUCCGCUGGGCCUCCUCGGGAAACUCUACACCAGCGACACCAAGUUUAAUCCGUCAGCCCAGCCGGGCUCGCCGGUGCUGGCGUCGCGCGCGUCCACCACGUCGGUGGCUGCCCCCGCUGCGGUCACGGACAAGAAGAGGCCGAAGGAGGAUUUGAGGAAGAAAGGCACCCCCGGCAGCGGCGACUCCCCCGGCUGCGAGGACAGCUCCUCCGACGAGAGUGAACAGAGCUCCGGCCAGAGCGACGAAGACGCUCCCAGGAGUCAGCGACAGCACCCGCCCCCGCCCAGAGCCAGGUCUAUUAUUCUGGCGAUUGCUACGUCACUGUCCGCGCGAAGCAACCAAGACGGGCAGAGGCGAUUCGAAGAGCGGGCUGGAAGACAAAUGCGUACUGCCCUCGCUCGGAGAGGGAAUACUACGCCAGGGAAGCCGAAGGCACAACCAGGCGGCGUGUACGCUCGCCUAGAAGCGGAGUGGCGCGAGCGACACGGCGCCCGCGCGCGGGCCGCCACGUCGGCGCGCGCGCGACUCCCGCCGCGAUACAAAUGAACAACACACAAACGACCUCCCCAUGCGUUUCAUUUACUCACGUCACAAAAUACACAAGUCAUCAUAUUUACUAGAGACGCAGCGACCGUAUGCCUAAAUAUACAGGUUCUCGACGCGGUUCCAGUGAACAAUGCUCACAUUUCAAUACGCGUUCCAUUUCUACUAGACGUGGAUUGGACAAGUUACAAAAUAUACAAGUUAAUGUUUUGAUAGAGGCGCGUUAACAAAGCGAUUUUAAAGUGAAAUACAGAUGAGACUUCACUAUAAAUAGUCGUUUUAUUUAACCUAAAGCGAAUUCCAGUCAUUGUGUGGAAUGGAAACCGAGGAGCGCAGUCCGAAGGCGGACUUGAGGUAGCCACUGGUCAGUGGUCACCCACCCGCGCAGCGCCUUGAGGUUUGAGCGCGCUGAUAUUUUUAAACACACCAUC